AUGGAGAGAAACGCAGACGCAUUUGAGAAGUUCCAAAGCAAAUUGAAGGCGGACGAUGCGAACGUAAUUGGGGCGCGCGACGAGUUGUUAUACGACAUGAUAAGGGCGUUACUAAAACAGAAAGAUGAGCAAACGAGACCGGUAUAUCACUUGAUGACGGAUUUGUCGAAAUCUUUGGGGGAUUUCGACGGCAGAACCGAAGUGGCAGAAGCAUGGCUGCGAAAGAUUGAUAGUUUAAAGUCACGGCAUGAAUGGCCGGAUAAUAUUGCGUUGGACAACGCAAUAAGCCAUUUGGUAGGUGCCGGACGUGAUUGGUACGACACGAAGAGGGACGAAAUAAAGUCAUGGGACGACAUUAAAGAAGGUUUCAGGUAUGCAUUCACACAUGUAGAGGAUGGAGAUAAAUCGAAGUGGGAACGCAUGAAGAAACGAGUCCAACUGAAGUCGGAAGAGGCCAUUGUAUACUAUCACUCUAAGAGAAAACUGUGCCAGGAUUUGAACCUUAGUUUCCGGGAGACUGAACAUAAAAUACUUCUCGGAACAAAACAGCCAAUAAUUGUAUCUUUUAUUUGUAUUAUUCAAAGAGAUAUAAAAAUUUUAAUUGCUUAUUCUUCAGUUGUUCAUAUAAGAAUAGUAUUAGGAGGAAUUUUUACUAUAAAUAUAUUAGGUAUUGUAGGUAGGUUUAUUUUAAUAAUUUCUCAUGGAUUAUGUUCUUCUGGGAUAUUUUGUCUUUCUAAUAUUAUUUAUGAACGAUCAGGAAGACGAAGAAUUUUAAUUAAUAAAGGUUUAAUAAGAUUUAUACCUUCAAUAACAUUAUUUUGGUUUCUAUUAUGUAGGUCUAAUAUAGCAGCCCCUCCUUCAUUAAAUUUAUUAGGUGAAAUUAUAUUAAUUAAUUCUAUAAUAAGUUGAUCAAUAAUAUUAAUAGUAUUAAUUAUAAUAAUUUCAUUUAUAAGAGCAAGGUAUAGACUAUAUUUAUUUGCUUAUAGUCAACAUGGAAUAAGAAGAAUAAGAUUAUAUUCUUGUUCUUCUGGAAGGGUUCGAGAAUAUUUAUUAUUAUUUUUACAUUGAUUUCCAUUAAAUUUAUUAAUUUUAAAAAGAGAUAUAUUUAUAAUU
Molecule: messenger RNA, 1113 nt
Organism: Ctenocephalides felis (cat flea)
Lineage: Eukaryota; Metazoa; Arthropoda; Insecta; Siphonaptera; Pulicidae
Product: NADH-ubiquinone oxidoreductase chain 4-like
Exons: 2
Biological process (GO): ATP synthesis coupled electron transport; aerobic respiration; electron transport coupled proton transport
Molecular function (GO): NADH dehydrogenase (ubiquinone) activity; ubiquinone binding
Source: RefSeq, a predicted model, not a curated record